Rhineura floridana is the source of this 1084-nucleotide messenger RNA. RefSeq names its product histone H2A.Z. Gene Ontology annotation, cellular component: nucleosome. NCBI's taxonomy places the organism in Eukaryota, Metazoa, Chordata, Lepidosauria, Squamata, Rhineuridae. Bases 190 to 576 code for a protein of 128 amino acids. The transcript has 5 exons. The record is from RefSeq and is a predicted model, not a curated record. Gene Ontology annotation, molecular function: DNA binding; protein heterodimerization activity; structural constituent of chromatin.
UAGCGUUGCGAUCCGGUUUCCCGGAUGUGCGGACGUUAGAGUGGGGUAUAAAGGACUCGUGGAAGGCGGGAGUGGACGUAGUUUUGAAUUGGUGCCGCCGCAAAAUAGAAGGUAGUUGCUGACUGUUUUGUAACGUUUCGAAGCGCCAUCCACGUUUCGCCUUCCAGUAGGGAAGACGCCUCAUUCAUAAUGGCUGGUGGUAAAGCCGGGAAAGACUCUGGCAAGACCAAGACCAAGACUGUGUCCCGCUCACAGAGAGCUGGCUUACAGUUCCCUGUUGGUCGUAUUCACCGGCAUCUGAAAUCAAGGACUACUAGUCACGGACGUGUGGGAGCCACAGCUGCUGUCUACAGUGCUGCUAUCCUGGAAUAUCUCACCGCUGAGGUACUUGAGCUAGCAGGAAAUGCAUCCAAAGACUUGAAGGUGAAGCGAAUCACUCCCCGCCACUUGCAGCUUGCAAUAAGAGGUGACGAAGAACUGGAUUCCCUAAUCAAAGCAACAAUUGCUGGUGGAGGUGUAAUUCCACACAUCCAUAAAUCUCUCAUUGGAAAGAAAGGGCAACAGAAAACAGUGUGAAGGAAUUUGGAUUCCUUAUUAAUUUAGGACUUUUAAAUGGUCAGUUGUCCAGUGUUGGUGGAUUUCCAGUGGACUGCAUCUGUGAAACACAAUUUUGCCUUUUGGUAACCUUGAAGCUGGAGCCCAUCAAGCUUUCUAACAAACCAAAAUUCUACAUUUGAAGUCUUAACCUUAAUUAAGUGUUACAUGGCUUCAGAGAAGCUAUUGUUGGUAGUGGUUUUUGACUGUUUUAGAUAUAUUGGAUUUUAAUGGGAUUCUUGACAUUGUUGCUGAUCUAUAAUUUUCAAGUUUCUUCAUUCAGUUAUGAUAAAAUUUAACUGCAAAAGAUUGACAUGAACAUUGGUAUUCUGUGAAAUGAUUAAAAAACUUGAGGUAUAGAAUUCUGUGCUGUCAAUUUUUUUGUAAGUGAGAAUAACCAUUUUAAUGAGAAACAAACAGCAUUGGGUUUUUGUAUAAACCUUAUUUCCACUCUGGUGAAUGAGUUCAAUAAAUGUUAUAUCAUUAUAAA